UCGGUUUUCUGUAUCCCAUUUUUGCGAUCUAAUCGGCUUGAAGCCUGGGUCUGACAAACGAAAAAUAGCAUCUACUCACGUCAUCCCAACCAGACAACGAAAGCAGCAGGAGAAGGAUAAAAAAUUUUUCUGAGCUCCCCUUUUUCUCGUUCCUGCGCAAAAUUUUCCUUCCAAAUUUUUAAUUUAAAAUGCCUGAAGUCAACCAGAAGAAGCGGCCCAUGGGCCUGAAGGCGCGCGCAGCCAAGAAGCAGAAGGCCGAGGUGACGGCGGAGGGCGCCCAGGUGGUCAAUGACUUUGACGACGAGAAGACAGCCACCAUUAUGCUCAAGAACGAGGGCGACGGGGAAACCAACGAAAUGGACGAGCUCGAGGGCAUUUUUGACGGCGCCCUGGAGGCACUGGAGGAGCCGGAGCGCGCCGUAGUGCUUCUGCGCGGCACCAUCCACGAAUGCGACCGCAUGCUGCGGGUGCACCACGAGACGGCCCAGGCCGACACGCCCGAUCUCGAUCCCAAAUUCUACAUGAUCUACGGCUCCGCCCUGUUCAGCAUCUCGGAGCUGGCCGAGUCCGACGACAAACCGCAGUUCCUGGAACUGGCGCACCAGCGCCUUUCCCAGGCCAAGGAGCGCAUGGGCGGGCGGGACUUUGCCUGGCGCGUCCACUCGGGCCUGGCAAAGGUCGCCUUGGAGCUCUCCGAGGGCGAAUCCAGGGUUGAUGAGGCGCUGGGGGAGUUUGAUCGGGCCCUGGAGCUUGUCGACCAGCAGAUCAAGCAGCAGGAGGCCGUGGCUACCGCCGAUCUGGUUUUGGCGCUGGCCGACAGCCGCCGGCUUUCGGACGACGACUCGACCAAGCUGAUCAGGUGGGCCGAGGACACCUUGCAGGGCUUGGAGCUGGAUGCGGCUGUGAAGCUGGCGCUGGCGCGUGCCAGCUGGCUCAGGGCAAGCGAGCUACUGGAGCAGCAGGACGAGGAGACUGGCGAGGUGCCGGAGCGCGAGCGUGCUGUCGAGCUGCUGACCAAGGCACAGGAUCUGCUGGAGGGACAAGAGGGCGACGCAUUGCUGCUGCUGGGCGAGGUGCAGCUGAACCUGGGCAACGUGCAGGAGGAGGAGGACGCCCAGGAGGAAAUGUACGAGAAGGCUGUGACGACAUUCAAGAAGGCCAGGGAGAAUGGCGAUCUGCCAGAGCAGUUUGCGCAGUUCAUUGAGGAUUUCGAAGAGUAA
Linderina pennispora is the source of this 1220-nucleotide messenger RNA. RefSeq lists its product as uncharacterized. The coding region runs from base 189 to 1220 and encodes 343 amino acids. Gene Ontology annotation, biological process: positive regulation of SREBP signaling pathway; translational termination; positive regulation of cellular response to hypoxia. Lineage: Eukaryota; Fungi; Kickxellomycota; Kickxellomycetes; Kickxellales; Kickxellaceae. The transcript has a single exon. The record is from RefSeq and is a predicted model, not a curated record. Gene Ontology annotation, cellular component: nucleus. Gene Ontology annotation, molecular function: protein binding.